AAACAAACGAUCUCGGAGAAAUAUUCACAAUCAUAUUCAAGUUGUUCGUUCGCGCGUUCGAGUUCCAGUCCAGAAAGAUUUGGAUUUCCAUAAGUUGUUCUUCAGCCUCAGAUCGAGAGAGUCCGGCGCCAUGUCCGUUUCACACUUCAGGGAGCAGCUCGCCCUGUGCAUCACCCUGGCAGUGCUCGCCGCUGCCAGUGGCGACUACCAGGCCAACAUGUUUCUAAAUGGCCAAUAUCAGAACGGCAUCAAGGACCAAAAGGAGAACCACCUUUCAGUAAACCCCGCGACGAACGUGUUCCUCAACCACGCCAUAAUCAGCAGGCAAGCGUCGCCCUUCCAGGGCCCAACCUACCUGCCUCCCAAGGAGUUCCUGAAGUGCGCUCCCGGCCAGCAGUGCGUCCGCAGUGGUCAGUGCCUGAACGGAUUUUUCGCCCAGCAACUACCCAAGAUUCAAAACUGUGAUCCGGAAACCACUGUCUGCUGUACUUAUAGGGCGCCUCCUACCACCACAACAACCACUACUCCCGUGCCAGUGGCAAUUUGUGGCCACGACUCCGAUUGUGUGACUCCGGACAACUGCCGGAACGGCGAGAUUAGCGCCAUAAACUACGUAAAGAAGCAAGGACCCAACCGCUGCCCUGCCCCUAAUACAUGCUGCCGCAUACCCUCGACCACGCUAACGGAGGAUGGCUAUAUUUUCAACCUUCCGGAGAAGACCUUCCCGCUGCCGACGAAACCAGCAGUGCUCGCGGUGCGCUCCACCCAGGCGCCGCUCCGCCCGCAGCCCACGACUGCUGUGCCAGCUUCUCGACCCACCAUUGAGUAUCUGCCGCCCUCCACCACACAGCAUCCCAGUUACGAGAACGUCCAGACAAGCCGACGUCCAGUCUACUUGCCACCUUCCCCGGCCACUGAAUCGGCCAGCAGUCUCAUCCCACAAGUUAGGCCGAGGCCGGAGCCACGCCCCCAGCCGACGCGCCGGCCUACGAACGAGUACCUGCCGCCUGCGGCCGCUAACGAAAUCCCUCGGUUCGAGCCUGACCGCGCUCCGCAGCCAUCGAACCAGAAGCCAAUCUACCGCGGAGAGGACCAGCUGUCGCCUCAGAUCUUUCCCACUCCCCAGCCAGCCAAUGUCCCAAAACACUUCGCCAAGUGCGCCUCCGCCUUAGUGUGCACCUCUGAGAACUUCUGCAACGCCAUCGGAGUGCUGUCUGAGACCCCCGUAGAGCUGUCUCCCAUGGAAGCGGCUUUCCGAGUGCCCCUUACGGACUGUUUGCAGACAGAGAACGGCUCUCCCGGGAAGUGCUGUCGUGACCCUAACUACGUAGACCCCUGGCCGGUUAACUUAGCCGGAGUGUGCGCGACAAGGAACAAGCGAACGAAGCCCACGGGAGUUAAGGAUCUGGAUGCAAACUUCGCCGAAAUCCCCUGGCAAGCCAUGAUCUUGCGCGAGUCCAGUAAGACGCUUAUUUGCGGAGGAGCCAUUAUCGGAGACCAAUUUGUUCUGAGCUCCGCCAGCUGCGUAAAUGGCCUUCCGGUGAGCGACAUUCGUGUUAAGGCUGGCGAAUGGGAGCUGGGCAGCACGAACGAGCCUCUGCCGUUCCAGCUGACAGAAGCCAAGACCAUCGACGUCCAUCCCGACUACGAUCCGUCGACAAACGCCCACGACUUGGCCAUUAUCCGACUCGAAAGACGUUUGGAGUUCGCAUCCCACAUCCAGCCCAUCUGCAUAAGCGACGAGGACCCAAAGGAUUCCGAGCAAUGUUUCACCUCUGGCUGGGGAAAGCAGGCGUUAUCUAUACAUGAAGAGGGCGCUCUAAUGCACGUGACCGACACUUUGACGCAAGCACGCAGCGAGUGCAAUGCCGACUCCAGCAGUGUGUGUAGUGCUACCAAGUUCGACUCUUGCCAAUUCGACGUGGGAAGCGCGCUUGCCUGCGGCAGCGGCUCCAGCGUCCGCCUCAAGGGAAUCUUCGCCGGUGAGAACUCCUGCGGAGAGGGGCAGACAGUGCGUUUUGCCAAGCCGGACAUUAAGUGGAUUAACACGGCGUUCGCCGAAAACAACAAGCCGCUCCUGCUGAAGAGAUUUUGAGAUGGACCUUUAUUUGGACUACGACCAAGGAACGAGAAAAUGUUUGCAUCCCGAUACUACAGAUAAACAGGGUAAAUAACCCAAACGCGCUGAGGGGUUAUGAACUUGCCAUUGCGAUUUCGUUGGAGCUCAAAGAGGAGGGCAUUCGAUAUGGUCAAUUUAUCUAUUUUGUUAAAACACACAAGGUUGCUUUCUGCGAAAGCAUUUUUGUUUCCAGAUCUGAAAUCAACAUCUUCACAAUACACUUCUAAUAACUUUGUCGUCUUCACAAUACACUUCUAAUAACUUUGUCGUAAAUUAUAAAUAGAAACGUUAGGUGGGAACGAGAAGUCGUUUAUAUACGAAAUUGAUUGUGUAUAAUACAAGCUCGCGAGCCCAAGCUGUCAAACCCAUUUAAAUAGUCUUUUUACUUGUCCACAUGCUGAAUGCAGCUCCAAUGAAAAAGCUACAUUUUACUAUCUAGAUACAAUUUUUCUCAUUACCUUUACGAGUUUGUUCGAAUAUUAUCAUAUGUUGUAUGUAUAUAUACAUAUACGUAAAAUCUUAAUGUCAAAAAUAACAUUUUCUUCAGUGAGCGAGGCCAACGAUGUAGAGUCAUAGCUGCAUGAGUUUGAAUCAGUUUGUAUACAUUGCGUGCUCUCGAAGUACGUAUGUACAUAUGUUAACGAUUUCAGCUAUGGGGAGAUGUAAAAUACUUUUGUAAUUAUAAUUACUUUGGAGAAACCAACUCACCGCCAACCAACCACAAUUAAUAGAGAUUAUAUAAGUUUUAAGACGUGCACUUUCCAAGCAAAGGCCCUAAGCAAACACUUAAACCGUACAACGGAAUCUCCGCACCAAUAAAUUUAUUCAUAUUUAAAGUUUCCCUAUAUUAUAAAUUGAAUUAUAUUAUGUUUAAUGUGUCUAAAAAUAGCUUAUAAUUUAAUUAUUAAAUAAAGAAAACUAAGAUGUACGACA
This is a messenger RNA of Drosophila sechellia, 3052 nucleotides long. It is a transcript of the gene scaf, whose product is annotated as inactive serine protease scarface. The record is from RefSeq and is a predicted model, not a curated record. The transcript has 7 exons. Lineage: Eukaryota; Metazoa; Arthropoda; Insecta; Diptera; Drosophilidae. Gene Ontology annotation, biological process: proteolysis. The coding region runs from base 131 to 2095 and encodes 654 amino acids. Gene Ontology annotation, molecular function: serine-type endopeptidase activity.